Plectropomus leopardus (leopard coralgrouper) is the source of this 1317-nucleotide messenger RNA. It is a transcript of the gene snx3, whose product is annotated as sorting nexin 3. The record is from RefSeq and is a predicted model, not a curated record. Lineage: Eukaryota; Metazoa; Chordata; Actinopteri; Perciformes; Serranidae. Gene Ontology annotation, molecular function: phosphatidylinositol-3-phosphate binding. Gene Ontology annotation, cellular component: retromer complex; early endosome membrane. Gene Ontology annotation, biological process: endocytic recycling; late endosome to Golgi transport.
CUUCACAGUUUCCCGAGCUGCUGGAAGGACAGGGGAGAAAUGUCUGAGAGCAUAGCUGACACAAGAAGGCUCCUCAGCAAGCCUCAGAACUUAAAUGACGCUUAUGGACCUCCAAGUAAUUUUCUAGAGAUUGAUGUGAGCAACCCUGAGACCAUCGGGGUUGGCAGGAACAAAUACACCACGUAUGAAGUCAGACUGAAGACCAACCUUCCCAUCUUCAAGCUGAAGGAGUCUUGUGUACGGAGGCGGUACAGCGACUUCGAGUGGCUCAGAACAGAGCUUGAGAGGGAGAGCAAGGUGGUCGUCCCACCUCUCCCAGGAAAAGCUCUUAUCCGGAAGCUUCCAUUCCGAGGGGAUGAUGGGAUUUUUGAAGACUCUUUCAUUGAGGAGCGGAGACAGGCUUUGGAGCAGUUUCUUAACAAAGUGGCAGGUCACCCUCUAGCUCAGAACGAACGAUGCCUGCACAUGUUUCUACAGGACGAGGUUGUGGACAAGAACUACACCCCAUCCAAAAUCAGACAAGCCUGAAAGAAAGCAUGGCUCUGCUCGGCCUGGUCUGGCUCGGCCCGACAACCCAAAGCUCUCUUCACUGCUCCAGGUUUCUCUCAGACAAUAAACACUUCAAUGAAAAUUCCCCCCUCCCCACGCCCCCCAAAAUGAUAUUGUUCACUGCCUCUUUUAGUUUAAUUAGUGACCCUGAUUGGUGUUUGUUUUCACUUUCUAAUUGGAGUCAAAAAUGUUCGACACAUAACUGUGGUUGAAAGUAAUUUAUAGUAAAUUCUCUUUAUGUCUGGAAAUGCCACUAACAUGGAUAUAUUAUGUAUUUAUCAUUUAGCUAUGUCUUGAAUAUAUUCAUUUAGAUAGUAACAUUGAAUGGGCGUUCUAUGUAUGCAAAGCUCUUAUAAAGACCCAUGGCAUUUCCCAUUAUAUAUAAAAAAAAUAUAUAUAUAUAUAUAUAUAUAUAUAUAUAUAUAUCCAAUACUGGCAUGUUGCGCACCAUAACUAGCAACUUAACACACACACACACACACACACACACACACACACACACACACACACACACACACACACACACAUAUAUUUGAUGGGCCUCUACUUUCAAAUCACACUUAGUUGAUCCUCUCUUCAAAAGGAAGCACGUGUGUGUGUACUGACCAGCACCUGCCCAGUUAUCACAAUGAUUUUCUAGUAAGAAAGAAGUAAUUUACACAGAGGGAACUGCAGUAUUUCUACUGGCUAUAUGCAUUUUGAGAUUUGUAUACUGCUGUGCCAUUUUUGUUUAUUUUGAAGAUUUUCCAAUAAAAUAGGUGAAAUGUC